UGGAGACGAACGUCAUCCGCCUGUGCCUGGCGGGUCUUCCCGGUCUGUGCGGCUUGGAGCGGCGGUGGGUAGGACGCCUUUACGAGGCGCGAGCGGAGAAGGCGGUGAGGAGCCUAGAUCCUACCUCCGCGUCCUUGUAUAGCCUGACGUUCGCCCCUCAUCCUCCGUAACGGGGUGUCACGUGAGCGCCGCUGGAGUCUCCGGCCGCCGUCCCCGCAGCUCUGACGGAGACGCCCUGGGCCUCGAGCACGUUUCACAGCGGGGAAACUGAGGCCGGGAGUGGGACCGUCAGCCGAGGUCGCCCCUCUCUGGGGCCCCUCGGCUGCCGCCCCUCCGGUCCCCGCUCUGUGCACAGGCUCCCACGAUGGCGGCGUGGAUGGCCCCUGCGCGGAUCCCUGUGACCUUCGAUGACGUGGCCGUGACUUUUACUGAAGAGGAGUGGGGGCAGCUGGACCCGGCCCAGAGGACCCUGUACCGGGAGGUGCUGGUGGAAACCUGCAGGCUCCUGGUCUCCCUGGGCUCUCCUCUGCCCAAACCAGAGCUGAUCUACUCACUGGAGCAGAGCCCAGAGUUACGGACACUGCAGAGAGGCCUCUUCCCUAGCAACCCAGGUGACAAUGCAAAACCUGAGACCACUGAGCCUUUCCCUUCUCACCUUGCCUUGUGUAAGGAUAUCUCACCACAGGAGCAACUGACUCUGCAAGCCCCAGGGGACUCCCAGCUGGGGCAAGGCAGGAGUCAGGAUAGGCCGUCAGAAAUGCCAGAAGGCCUACUGGGACGAGGGAUGGACCCCCUGAUGGAGGAGCUCCCUGGGAGCACGAAGCCCAAACAUGACGGUUUCAGGGCAGAUGAUGGUCUACACUCAAGGACUGUACAGGGGCUGAUCCCUGCGGGAUGUGCCCUCCAUGAAUGUGACUCACAGGGACCCCUAAAAGAUGCCUUGAUUCAUGAAGAGAAGCAUCUCUAUAAGUGUGCGGAGUGCGGAAAGGUGUUCACCAAGAACUGCUUUCUUGUUCGACAUGAGCAGGUUCACACUGGCAUAAAGCCCUAUGAAUGCACAGAAUGCGGCAAAACUUUUAGCAAGAGCACACACCUCCUCCAGCACCACAUGGUGCACACCGGGGAGAGGCCCUACGAGUGCCUGGAGUGCGGGAAGGCCUUCAACCACAGGUCACAUCUCACAAGACACCAACGGAUUCACACCGGGGAAAAGCCGUAUCAGUGCAGCGAGUGUGGAAAGGCCUUCACCCACCGCUCCAAUUUAGUCUUGCAUAACAGGAGCCACACUGGAGAAAAACCCUUUGUGUGCAAAGAGUGUGGAAAAGCCUUCCGAGAUAAGACAGGCUUCCUUCGACACUACAUCAUCCACACAGGCGAGAAGCCCUUUGAGUGCAUGGAGUGCAGGAAGGCCUUCAACCGCAGGUCACACCUCACGUGGCACCAGCAGAUUCACACUGGAGUGAGACCCUUUGAAUGCAACGAAUGUGGGAAAGCCUUUUGCGACAGCACAGACCUCAUUCAGCACUAUAUAAUCCACACGGGGGAGAAGCCAUACAAGUGCCUCGAGUGUGGGAAGGCCUUCUACCGCCGGUCACACCUCAAGCAGCACCAGCGGAGUCACACUGGGGAGAAGCCCUUCGUGUGCGCUGAGUGCGGAAAGGCCUUCACCCACUGCUCCAUUUUCAUCUUGCACAAAAGGGCCCACACCGGAGAAAAACCCUAUGAAUGCAAAGAAUGUGGCAAAGCGUUUAGCAACCGGUCCGACCUCAUCCGACACUUCAGCAUCCACACCGAGGAGAAGCCCUACGAGUGCAUGGAGUGCGGGAAGGCCUUCAACCGCCGCUCAUACCUCACGAGGCACCAGCGAAUUCACAGCGGGGAGAAGCCCUAUGAGUGCAUGCAGUGCGGCAAAGCCUUUUGCCAGAGGGCAAACCUCAUUCGACACGCCAUCAUCCACACCGGAGAGAAGCCCUAUGAGUGCAGUGAGUGCGGAAAGGCCUUCACCUACUGCUACACUUUCAUCUUGCACAAAAGGGCCCACAUUGGAGAAAAACCUUUUGAGUGCAAGGAAUGUGGGAAAGCCUUCAGUACUAGGAAAGACCUCAUCCGACAUGCCAGCAUCCACGCCGGGGAGAAGCCCUACGAGUGCUCCGAGUGCGGGAAGGCCUUCAACCACCGCUCAGGGCUCACAAGGCACCGGCGGAUUCACAGCGGAGAGAAGCCCUACGAGUGUGUCAAGUGUGGGAAAACCUUCUGCUGGAGCACAAGCCUCAUCCGACAUGCCAUCAUCCACACCGGGGAGAGGCCGUACAAGUGCGGCAAGUGCGGGAAGGCCUUCAGCUGCAGCUCCUCCCUCUCCCAGCAUCAGAGGAUUCAUACUGGGAGACACCCCGCCAGCGUCGGCGCCACAGAAGUGGGGAGACCCUUCACGAGCGGGCAGUCAUCACCCUCUAAGCGUUCAACUGGGGAAAGACUUUGAAUGUAACCACUGCGGAAACCUCUUACUCAGAAUCCAAUCGUUCAUACCAAAGAGAAACUCUUAUGUUGCAGGCUAUCCGUUAUCAUCUGAGGAAUCAUACUGCAAAUCCACCCAGCCUAGAGUCUUAUUCUUCAUCUGAGAACUCAUCCAGGAGCAUGAUCCAGUCAUUCUCAUGCACUUAGCGUAACUGUUGGCCCCAUUUUUCUCCUUAAUUUACACUGCAAAAUUGUCUCAGGGAUAUUUAAACAAAAGAGGAGGAGAUAUAAAAGAGCAACACAAGCACGUUUCUUUCA
Molecule: messenger RNA, 2772 nt
Organism: Suricata suricatta (meerkat)
Lineage: Eukaryota; Metazoa; Chordata; Mammalia; Carnivora; Herpestidae
Gene: ZNF543
Product: zinc finger protein 543
Exons: 4
Coding region: 365-2479 (704 amino acids)
Biological process (GO): regulation of DNA-templated transcription
Source: RefSeq, a predicted model, not a curated record